Molecule: messenger RNA, 1048 nt
Organism: Alosa alosa (allis shad)
Lineage: Eukaryota; Metazoa; Chordata; Actinopteri; Clupeiformes; Clupeidae
Exons: 3
Coding region: 260-1048 (262 amino acids)
Source: RefSeq, a predicted model, not a curated record
AGGCUACUGUCUGAUGUCCCUUGGUCCAGAGGAAAACGAAACUUAACCAGGAAAUGAAAGUGAACAAGUAUUAAAAUGAGAAAUCCGAGGAGUUUUCACCAUAGACUGUAUAGCCUACAAUAGGUUUUCACGUUUCUCGAGGUCACUGACACCGCAAGAUUUCCCUGUUAAGAGCAGGCAUAUUUUGAAGAGAAGUUGAUUUUAAAUUGUGAUUAUUUCUAUAGGAUAGAAUAGGCUUAGACUUAUUACGGCAACCAGCAUGACGUCCUCUGAAGAUAUAAAGAGAGUCUUUAAGGUCAACACUCUUGAUGUUGAAUGCAUCCUAUCAGUUAAGACUGAGUUAGGCAUUCUGGAUUCAGUCUUAAAAUUGAACCUGGACUAUGCCAUGAAAGCUCUAGAGGCCAUGCCCAUGUCCAAAAAGACCAAUGCUGUACUACAGGUGGAAGGAGAGCAAGGACUUUUCACAUUCUUUUCAUAUCCAUUUGACCCCCCUCCCUUCUAUUAUGUUGUGCGGAGUGACAAUAAUGAUCUCAAACUGCUUCAGAAAAUCAACGUGAAUAAUAAGCAGCUGACAAUUGAAGACAUUUGUGAGUCACACUUUAUUGGACAUUGUUGCAGGGAUGAAAUUAAGAGUUGCAUGAAGCAGGCACAUGAGAAAGUGGCCUCUAAAAAGGAAGGUCUUGGCAAUGUGGACCUGAAGAUCAUAUGUGGAGAGCUGCACCUCACCUACAUCACUCUGAACCCCUCCAGUGCCAUUGAGAUCCGACCUGAUCGAAGAGUAAAAAUUGAGAAUAACUAUCUGAGCGACGUCCUGAGAGCGAUGAACCAAAUGGAGAAGUGUGGGGAGAUGUCCCCAGGAAUGUUGGCCUGCUUCCAGCACCUGAUAGCUUCCAGCCCUAAAGCUAAACAUAAGGGUGCUGUCCAGAUCUUGCUCAUGAGUGAAGGCAAAACAAUUUAUGGUGUUUUACACACUUCAGAGCCAGCCAGACACAACAGCGGGAGGCCUGGCUCGAAGCUCCACAGCUGCAUGUUCCACAGCACGGCGUGA